AUGGCUGCGAAACCGACACGGGUGUUCAUGGAUAUCACAGCAGAUGGCGAACCUAUCGGACGACUUGUAUUCGAGGUUAGUCUAAGAGUUGAGAGUUCUCUGAAGGCUCUUCCCAUCAUGUUUCAGCUGAACACGAAAGUCUGCCCAAAGACAAGUGAAAACUUCCGUCGGCUGUGCACUGGCGAGAAGGGAUACGGCUAUAAGGGAUGUCACUGGUAUCGGAUCGUACCGGGAUUUUGUGCUUGCUCAGGCGAUUUCGAGACCCAAAAUCAGGAUCGUAAAGGCGGUCACAGCACCUUCGAUACGAAAUACUUUGAUGAUGAAAACUAUGAUAUCAGUCAUGAUAAAAAAGGUAUACUUUCAAUGGACAACUUUGGUUGGGCUAACACCAAUUCUAGCCGGUUUUUCGUUACUUUCACCGAUACCCCGUGGAUGGAUAACUUCCAUGUCGCCUUUGGUGAACUCGUUGAAGGUUUCGACGUUCUAGAUAAAAUGGAAAGCUAUGGUAUACUAGAAGGAGCAGGAGCUCAAAAAGGUCGCACCUCCAAGCUGGUGGUCAUCUCCAAUUGCGGAGAGCUAUGA
Molecule: messenger RNA, 582 nt
Organism: Haemonchus placei
Lineage: Eukaryota; Metazoa; Nematoda; Chromadorea; Rhabditida; Trichostrongylidae
Source: the annotation of a GenBank genome assembly